CACCAGCUGUGACGUUUGCCGCUCUUGUUGUUAUGGGGCAGGUUACACCAACCUACCGUCAGAACAGUUAUAUUGAGAAUGUUAUUGUAGUGACGGGAUGCCGUACCUGGAAGGCGAACAUCUUGGUAAAAACAUUUUGGGGGAAUUUUGUUGUCGGAUGUAUAUUAUUAAGUGCUUUAAGCAUUCAGGUUGCAGAGGGAUCAUCACCAGCUCGCGUACCAGAAAGCUUGGCACUUAGCCGUAGCAGUAACAGAGUUCAUGUGGAUAAACGGGAAGCACAAGUAACAGGACAAGAUGAAAAAGUGGGAUCUCAUUCCAGUCCUGGAGAAACAGAUACUCGUUCAGCAGAAGCACCACCUCAAAAGGAAGCAGGAAUGAAUCAUGUAACAACAGAGGGCAAGAAAUCCACAGUACUUACAACGGAGGAUGGAACGGGAGCAGAGGGUCAGACAUUACAAACUGAGAAUACAAAUGACAAAACAGGGUCUGCUGACAAGGAAAGUCCAGAUGAAACUAACAGUGAGGCUGCAGAUGAACAGACACCUAUAACUGGCCUCAAAGGGAUAUCUUCUGGAGCAGUGUUACGGGGUUUCUAUGUCUUUGUUGCAGUGGGUACCUUUGUACUCGUGUGCAUUGUUAUCAAACUUCUAAGGCUGCGUCGGAGACGUGCGUCACGAAAGUACAGAGUAUUGUCUCAUAAUGAUGAUCAGGAGAUGUUCCCUCUGGCUGCAGAUGAUGGUGAUGAUGAAGAAAUAUUCAAUGCUGCAGAUCACCAGACACUAAAGUAAACACUUUUUGGUUGACAUUGUUUUAAGUUUCUACAAUUUUCAGAAAUGUACCUUCAGUUGUAUAAAAACUUUCUCUUAAAGAAAGGUGAGAAAUACGCAUUUUGUAAUAAAUUAAGCAGAAGCCUGUUUAAAUUAGAUUAUCUAUAUACUACAUGUACUAUAUACAUAUACAGUACAGUAUAUAUACAGUAUACUGUAUAUUUAUUUAACUCUUUCUUUUUCUUUCUUUUCAUGGAUAACAUGAUGAAAUUUGAAGUUGAGUGUGGGACAGUUGGGUGUAGAUAAUAAAGCAGACAUGUCUUCUGGGCAAAGUUUCCAAGCUUUAUAGUGAUAUGCAGUGUGCAGUAUGUAGCAGCAUAUAAAAGAAACUUUGGGCAUUAUGUGAAAUAAACUGUAAGGUUGUGUAUAAGAGGUUGUUUAAGUUUGUAUGUGAGGGAACUGUUUUACAUGUAAGUAUGAAAGAGUUGUUUCAGGGUAUGGGUGAAUCAUUAGUUAGCUUAGGGUGAUGCAUGGCAUUCCUGUCUAAGGUUAUUAUAAAGUUGCAUGAUAAUAAUAUGAAGCAGCAGUUGGAAGCUUAAUGUGAUGUAAUUGAUACAAAACGUUAACCAGAGUGACUGAUAUGCAGGAAGAUGAGCUCAUUACAUUUAAUUAUUGUAGAGAGCAGCAUUUUUAUUACAACUGAAAUUUUGCAGUCAAACUAUAUUUUGAGGAAUAUCAUUAUUUUAUAGGUAAGCAGUUUGAGGUGUUAGUUAACACAGCAUGUCGUCCAUUCUUUGUCUUCCGUCAACUUUUAGUUUCUUCUGAAAAACAGUACAUUAGUGUAUAUUUAUAUAGAAAAUUUAUUAAAAAAGAAAUAGCUCUCAGUUUUAGACAGUUUCUUUUAAGUAAAACAGUUAGAUAGAAAUCGUGUGCAACUUAUUAUGUAGCUAUUAUCAGUUGGUCCUUGAUGAUGAUAUGGACAUUAUGAUAAUUUAAUGAAUGUACUGUACUGUAGUGCAUGCAUUUAAAAGUUAAUGUAUUGCCUGCCUUCAUAAGGAGUUAUUAUGUUGAGACUUUGUGUAUGGCAAAAGAAUUCUCUUGGAUUUGGUGAAGAAAAUUUUUUGUAUUUAUUUAUUUAUUUAUUUAUUGCAUGGGGUUGUAGUUUAGACCUUAAUGAUGUGUGAUAUUUUAAAAAGAAUUUGUGCUGAGUCACACAAUUAGGUCUUUCCAUUUCAGUAUGAAAUAAUAUCAAGUUUUUACAUUUUCCAUAGAUACUGAGUGGUAUAUACAGUAUUGACAUGAUUUGAUGCAUGUAUAAGAUGUGGUUUAUUUUCACCUCUGUUGACAUUGUAGGGGUUUAAGCUUUUAUCAGAAGCAGUUGAAAAUUCAGAAUAUUUUAAUACAGGUUAACUUUCUUAUCUGGCAUUCCCUCAACCGGUAACUCCCAAUUAUCAUCAUUGUUAUAGAAAAAAACAUUUCCCGACAAAGCUCCCAAUUAAUGGCACUUUUAACUGCCAUGUAGUUGUCCACUAUUUCAUGACAUUCAAAUGUGAUUCGCCCAAUAAUACUAAAUAUUAAUCAGAGAAUAAUAAUUCAUGAAAAAAACUAAAAAUUAAUGGCUGAAAUUCAGUGACAGCCAUCAAUUUGGGCUAGAGCUGAACCUCUCACACCCUACCAGCAGCCAUAUCAUUCCAAAGCUGAAAAGAGUUGUGUCAACUCAUAAACACAAAUUAAUUGUUAUUAUAUUGCUAUCUGAACAAAAUUAAUUUACAGGUACAAUUUUGUCAAUAAAAAAUACAGAUAGACAUUUAA
Homarus americanus (American lobster) is the source of this 2579-nucleotide messenger RNA. RefSeq lists its product as uncharacterized. The coding region runs from base 33 to 788 and encodes 251 amino acids. The transcript is spliced from 4 exons. The record is from RefSeq and is a predicted model, not a curated record. Lineage: Eukaryota; Metazoa; Arthropoda; Malacostraca; Decapoda; Nephropidae.